Magallana angulata is the source of this 5603-nucleotide messenger RNA. RefSeq lists its product as uncharacterized. Gene Ontology annotation, molecular function: ATP binding; ATP-dependent protein folding chaperone. The record is from RefSeq and is a predicted model, not a curated record. Bases 159 to 4562 code for a protein of 1467 amino acids. The transcript is spliced from 18 exons. Gene Ontology annotation, biological process: regulation of apoptotic process. Lineage: Eukaryota; Metazoa; Mollusca; Bivalvia; Ostreida; Ostreidae.
GAAAAGACCUGCGUGAUGCGACAGUGCGCACACACAACUUCCGCCCAAGAAAAAUGGCUUAAAGGGUUGAUUGGAAAAUCCAAUUUGAUAUUUGCCAUGAAUCCAAGUUGUUUCAAUCUUCUAUGAUUUUAAAGAUAUAAAUUUUGAUUCCAUACAAAAUGGAUAAAGGCCAAGGAGACUAUGUUGAGAAACUCGAAAAAGAAAAUGAUGCAGACAACAGAGCAUCUAAACGCCAGAAAAUGGACAUAGUACUGGAAGAUCCUAAAAGACCAGUUGAAGCUGUGCAAAAAGGCUUUUCAUUUUUGCGAGAGCACAUGCUUACAGACCAAAGUUUAUUGGGCUACCUGUCUGAAUGCUCUGCUCUUCCUGAUGAAAUCAAACAAGGAAUGAGAGAAGGACAGGAUUUUGUCAGCAGUGGACGAGCUAUCAAGGCGAUUCUCCGACAUGGACCUGAAGAGUGUAGGAAGCUCAUUGAUUUCAUCAGAGGUUCACAGCUGCAUGCAGAUUUCAAAGAACACCUGUCAAAAGUUGAUGUGGAUUCGGAAAAAUUUAAUUUAUCCAUUGAAACGGUGUAUGAACACAGAACAACAUUAUAUCAAGAAAUGGAGCCUUCAUUAAUAGCAGACAUGUUGUUGGAAAAGCUUGUGCUGAACAUUGACGAACAUGACACUGUGGAAAGGGCUGUCACAAGGAAAGAAAAGUGCGAUGCGCUGCUGCUUCUAGUACAAACACACAAAGACAACAUUCAGAAGUUUAAAUUGGCAUUGAAAAAAUGUGGCUGUUCAUCAGUAUUGGAUGAAAUGAAGGAAAAGGUGCCAGAAAUACCAGAUGACCCAUUGGAUUGUGUGAAAAGAACCUACCGUUUACUUCAUCAGAAAAUUCAAAAAGAACAUCUAUAUGAAUACAUUAAGGAAAAGGGAAGUGACCAAGAGCUACCAUAUUCUUCAAAGGAUAUUAUAUGCAGCCUCAUGAAAUCUCCCAAAGGCUGUAGAGAUUUGUUGUAUUACUUAAGAAAAGAGAACUUAUCUUUAUUUUAUGAAGUGAUGGAGAAAUACAGGCUUAGGCGAGAUGGUAAAACAGUCAUAGAACAAGGGGAGCAUACUGUUGAUAUUGGGAAUGUACUAUGUGAGUUAGAGUUUUUGAAGACAGAGAUGGAACCAAUCCCAUUAAGUGACAUUUUAUUGGAGGAAAAUAUGAUUUUGCCUCCUCUUCAUCAAUCAGUUCAUCAGGAAUCGUCACGCAAGAUUCAAGCUGAAAUGAUCUUAGAAAAAUUGCAAAAGGAUUUUGAAAAAAAAUAUGAUGAGGCAGAGGAAAAAUUUGAACGCCAAAUGUAUGAAAUGCAUCGUAAAUUUGAUAUGCCAGGUCAUAAACCCAAAUCCGCACCUUUAAAAUAUGAAAAUCCACCCUUUGAUACCAAAGAAAUAGAAAAAGACUUUAAAGCCCCAGAAAUUGAGCACUGUAUUUCCCAGUUGAAGUGGACAGCAGUGCUAGAAAAGCUCAAAGAGAACAGAAAUGUCUUUAAGGAUUGUUUGUCCCACAGUUAUACAUUGUCGCAUUACGAUGGUGAGGAAAAGUUUGCCCUAAAAACACAGAGCAUAGCAUUUAAUGAAGGAAUGUUUCCUUCUGCAAUGGUGUUGAGCAUUGAAAUUCUCAGUAGUAAAAUAGAUUUAAAAGAAAAGCAGCAAGAAAUUGUAAAGUUCCUUAAUGGUGACUCGACACUACGCAGCCGAAUCUCCAGAUUCUUACACAUGAGAGUUGAUAAAGCUGAGAGUCCUCUAGUGUUACAUCUAACAUCCCUCACAGAAAAGGCUAGCCAACGUUUGUUGUCAGAUAAUGAUCAUGUCAUCCAAAAAUUGAUCAAAAUGUUGUUGGAUAUGAUGAACAUUACAAUAUCUUUGUAUGAGGAAAGUAGAACGCUGGAAAUUCAUGUUACAAUCACUGAAUCUACAUCAGGUUCUAACAAGCAAGAGGACUCUCACUUUAUAAAAGUGAGAAUACAACAAUAUUGGGACCUUCUUGUUCAAGAGCUAGAACCCAGACAAUUGGUAAUGUGUUUUGUGAAAGAAGGCUUGAUGACAAAGCCAGAAGAACAAAUCAUUCGCUCAUGCAGGCAACGGCAAACUAUGGUUGCCGCCUUCUUAAAGAUUCUCCUUAAAGCAUCAGAGGAACGCACCUUUGAAUAUUUCGUUCAGCUGCUGAGACAGCUGAAUAAAAAAGACAUCGCUGAUAAACUUUAUUGCAGAGACACGAUCAGCGUACAUCAAGAUGCUGAAACAGCAAGACAAAAUAUUCUUCUACACUUGGAUGAAGUACUAGAGAAUACUGAUACUUAUAUCACAGAGCAGACCCUGAGGAAACGUGAUGACUCCAUUAUCCCAGAAAGUGUUUGGCCAAACUCUGGGUUCAGUCGGAAAGGACGGGCCUACACUUUGCUUUUGUUUGUAUUUGAGGAUGAUUCUCUCGUACUGGAGUUUAAAAAUGCCUUGCAAUAUAGAAGAUUUGGUCAUUAUUUCCAAAAUAUAAUUGCAGACACAACAGAAGUCUUGCAAGAGAAAAAUGUGGACACAAUGCAGAAGAAGCUGUCUGAGAACACAGUGUUUGAAUGUACAUACAGGGCUGGAAUCAGAGCGGGAUAUGAUCCUGCUGCCAGAAAUAAAGAUUUUGUUCCUGUAGUCUCCCAUGAUUACAUUUAUGACGAAAGACACAGGCGAGGGAGGAGGUUUUGGCAAAUGGAAGAAUUUUUUGGCCAUCCUGACAUGUAUUAUAGAAGAUUUGAAAUGAUGAGGAGACCAAUGAGACGUCAUCUAGGGGUGGCCUCGAAACCUGCAACAAAUGAACCAGAAGAAAAAAAAAAAUUUGUCACAAAACACAAAACUGUGGCAGCUAUUGACUUUGGAACCAGUUACUCUGGUUUUGCAUUCUCAUCACAAGAAAAUCCUCUAGAAGUUGUAACGGGGAAGUGGAAAACUAACUCUUCAGAGUUACUUGAGUCUUUGAAAACACCAACUUCCCUCCUAUUUAAGAGUAAUGGAUUAGUGGAGUCUUUUGGUUAUGAGGCAGAGCAAAAAUUUAAAGCAUUAGUGGAAGAAAACAAGCAUCAUGAUUACAGAUUUUUUUACCAAAUAAAAAAAGAGUUACUUGGAAAACAUCGAUGUGAUGAAAACUUAGUUGUGUUUGACCACAUGGGUAGGCCUAUGGAUGCCCAGAAAGUGAUUUCAACUGCAAUUGGAUAUUUGUUUGUGGAGUGCAAGGAUGCCAUAGCAGAAAAGAAAUUUGACAAAGAUGACAUACUUUGGGUUAUGACAGUGCCCUCUUUGUGGAACAAUUUUGCCAAACAAUUCCUGAGAAAAGCAGCAGAAAAGGCUGGAAUUCCAAGACAACAACUGAUUCUUACUCUUGAACCAGAGGUGGCAGCGAUAUACACUAUAAAAGGAUCCAAGCCUGAUCUGCCCAGUGAUUCCGGGGACCAGUACGUCAGUGGGACCCAGAUUUUACUGGUGGACUUGGGAGGUGGUACGGCAGAUUUUACCCUGAUGGGUGUGGCAAAGGAUGGAGGCUUAGAGGUGCUGCAUGAAGCAGUGGGAGGGGCUUGGGGAGGGACCACAAUCAAUGCCAGGAUCUGGGAAUUCAUGGAGGAACUUUUAACCAAAGAUGUCAUUGAUGAGUUCAAAAAACAAACUUCGGACUACUUGGAUAUGGAGAGCAACAUUGAAUUAAAGAAGCGAGAUCUUUCUGCUAAUAACAAAUUACUGUUAUUAGUGUAUCCAUCCCUUGCUUCCAUUUGUAAAGAUAAAACUGGGAAAACAUACAAAACUUUGGUUGAGGAGUCGGAGCAUGCAGAAGAUGUCAAAGUACGAACUGGAAAAAUAAUUUUUGAGCCCAAGAUGAUCGAAAAAAUCUUUGAACGUACAUUGAAGGAGUGUUUUUCAGUCAUGGAUGAAAUCUUACAAGGUAAUGGAAAGAAUGUCAAAGAUAUUAUCCUUGUAGGUGGUUUUUCAGAAUCAGAAAUUAUCCAAAAACAAUUCGAAAACAAAUAUAGUAAGUACCAUUUGAUAAUUCCAACUGACCCAGGGUUGGCAGUGCUUAAAGGGGCCGUUAUUUUUGGACAUGAUGAUACCAUGGUGGAGCGCAGAAUCAGUCCACAUACAUACGGAGUUGAAACCUUGCAGUUUGGCUUCGAUACUGAUCCAGGUGACAUGAAGAAGGUCAUCAGUGGAACAACCUUUUGUUCUGGAACUUUUCAUAAAAUUGUUUCCAGAGGUGAAAUAUUACAAGUGGCCCAAAAUACUGAAGUUGAUGUUUUUUCACCGAAAAUUUCUGCUAAGCAAUUGUUUUUAAAAUUUUAUCAAACUGAUAAAAAAGGUAUUAAAUGUGUCGCAGAUGAAGGAUGCGAUUAUAUUGGAAAACUGACAAUAAACAUAGAAGAACCACCAUUUGGCGUCGAACCAUUGGUACGUUUGUUCUUCAAGUUUGGGGAGAUUGAAACAACAGUGGAAGGGAAGGAAGUUUUGACGGAUAAACCCGUGAAAACUGACAUUGAUUUUCUUGAAAGGAAACCCUAAACUCCUUAAAGUGUUAUCAAAACAAAUCACUUUUGACUAUUCUUUGUUUUUUUCAUGUAUUAUCUAUUUUGACAUAUUUACAUUUAUGUUGAACUUUGUGUACUAAUGAUCAUGAUUUAAAACCUGCAUAUGGAAUGGGAAGACUUAUCGAUAUAAGCAAUAUGAGUUACAAUUUUACAGGGCUUAACAUUAACAUAUCCAAAUAUCAGACAGUUUAUCUUCACAACCAUUGAAGAGACGAGUAAUGUUUUGUAAACAUUUAUUAUCAUGGACUUAUCUCAAAAGUGAAACACGUAAAAAGUGAAUUUGGACAAAUAAAAUUCGUAAGGAUCUUGCGCUAUGGAAAAGUGGAUAUUUUAGUUUUAAAUAUUGAGCCCAAAAUUUUAUCUAAUUUUUAAUUGUAGAAUUUUAUUUUACUCUUAAAUUAAAAAAUUACAUGUAAUAUACAGAAUUAAUAUGAAUUUUAAUUAUUUUGUUUGUCAUACAUGUAUAAUGAGGGGAAAAGGCUUUGAUGGAAGCAAAUUCAAAUUAUUGUGGGUUUUUUUUUAUUAAUUUAUUUGGCUGUCUUUUAUUGUAUGUUAGUCUUUCUUGACUGUGAUGCAAAAAUUAUCAAAUAGGUUUUUUAUAUGUUGCACGCAGAUUCUACUAUUCUGAAUUUUGAAAAUGCCUCAGUUUGCUGUAUGUUUUUCAUGGUGUAAAUGAAAAAAAAUAAACGUAAAUGAAGAGUCACGACAAAUUUGAUACCAUACAAAAGAUAUGACACUUUUAACUACCAGUUAUUUUACACGUUUAUUGUAGAGCAUAGAAAUAAAGUUUGAUAGGUAUGUUUUAUUAAUUAUAACUAUACAAUUAUGUACAGGUAUAAAAAUAUAUUUGAAUGUACAUUCUUUUAAUAAAAAUUUUAUGCAUAAGAUGUAUACAUGUAUUUUCACAUUAUGUGUUAUGUAUUAAUGCUUACUACAUUUUGCUCUACAACGGAUAAUUAUGAUAACUUUUAUCAUUUUGAUCAUUUAUACAUUAAAGGUUUUCUAUAAUCCUGAC